Molecule: messenger RNA, 348 nt
Organism: Symbiodinium sp. CCMP2456
Lineage: Eukaryota; Dinophyceae; Suessiales; Symbiodiniaceae
Source: the annotation of a GenBank genome assembly
AUGCCAGGUGCAACGGCCUUGCCGCAGGGUGUGCGGUCCGAACCGCAGGCGCGCGCUGUGCCGCAGAAUUGGCGCACAAAGUGGGAAAGGCCUGCCGCCGUGUUCUCUGUGCGUGGUGCUGCUGGCCCACGAUUCCUCCCCCCACUGAGGUCCACAGGUACGCGUGCCCUGCCUUCUUCACCGCCCGAGUGUCUGUCGACGACCUCUGCAGUGGCACGCAUGGCCGCAGAAUAUUGGCGCAACGAGCAGCGAGCCGGCUCGAUGCCGCCUGGACUCGAUUGUGCUUGUUGUGUGCAGUUUGCAGCAUUUUUACCACUGCAGGGGGAAGAGCAAAUGCAACAAAAAUAA